This is a messenger RNA of Caenorhabditis auriculariae, 7389 nucleotides long. Lineage: Eukaryota; Metazoa; Nematoda; Chromadorea; Rhabditida; Rhabditidae. The record is from the annotation of a GenBank genome assembly.
AUGGAAAACACGCGGGAAGAACGGAGGUAAGCGCAUCAAGAGGGCUGUUCGAGUUCGAGGAGGAGAGGGAGGAGCGCGACAGAGUUAUAUUAUUCUGACCCAUAUUCACAGCCCCCCUCCUUUUUGCUACCUUAUAUGGUUCAUUGAAAAUGAAAUUGUGCAGUUUUUCACUUAUGAAUCAUAGGUUUUGAUUUCCUGAAAUUGACUAGGCCAAAACUUUUAAAAUAAAGUUAAAACCUGACCCAACCAGGGAAUGGUCUUUGGACGCAGUGGGAAUUAUGAAUGAAAUUUUCUAGAUGUAGUUUUUCAUGCUUAUUUCGAAUCUAGUCUCAAAAAUUGCCCAAGACGUGUGUAAAAAUAGUUAUGAACCCUCAAAAGUCAGAAAUUUUAAUGUCUCCAAUCGAGCUUAUUUUUUGAGGGUAUAUAGAUCGUCUCUUUGGUUACAGAAAACCAAUCAUUUUGGAGUGUUUCUUAAAUUUCAGUUCUUUUCAAAUUGAGUUUUUUCACUUUUUUGCUAUUUUUAUGCUUUAUAAAAUUCCCCCAUUUUUUCCCCUAAGCUCUGAUCCUUACUUAAAGUUUUUUAAAGGAUCGACGACCCCUUUUUCCAAGUUUUCCUGAAUUAAAGUUGAUACUACCUUCUUGAGGCUGUGUUAUUGUGGCCGAAACUACCUUCCUGGUGUCGAAAUUUGAUUUUAUUCCUCUUUUUUCAAAUUAUUCCGGGCUGAAUGGGUUAUGUACUUUUCCAUCUAUGCUUGGUAGCGUUUAAGCUUUUUCCAUUUUAAAACUGGAAAUUUAAAGUUUCAGUUUAGAUCUUCAAAGAAGCUUAAUUCUAAUCACAUUGAACUUUUUAAAUCAAAAAAAUUAGCAACAAUAAUUAUUUUCUUUAAAAAAAUUAAACUUAAAGUAUGAGGGUUUAAAAAAAUUUCUAAAAAAGCCUCUAUAAAUACCAUUUCGGCUUCUCUAUUUCCCUUAAAGUAUGAUUCAUGUUUUUUUCACCACUUCUUUGUUUUAGCGGCUAGCUCAUUCACUAUCUAAGAUUCUUCAGGGAUAUGGAAUAAAAAAGACUUAUGAAUCAUGAUUUUGGUCAAGUAGUUAAUGUAUGAAUUGGGAAAUUGAUUUCAGAAAAGUUAAUUUCGCAUUUUGUGAACACAUUUUUGGCUUUAGCAAACAUUUAAUAUAGGAAAAUAACUUUUAACGUUUUUUUUUUCUUAAUUUUCAAAAAAUCAAUGUUUUUUCGGGCAAGAUGUUUAUGAUCCGUAAUUAAAUCAAAAACUGGUAAACUUCAAAUUUCAACAUUUUUUCAUCAACAUAUCAAACCCUGUGAUUUUUCUUUGGAAAAUUUUAAUUUUUGGACUUCAGAUUCUCUAAUUUUACUACUUUUUGAAUUCCUUUCAAAAAAAAAAGUCAGUGAGGGGUCUUCUUCACACCCUCAAAAUUCAAUAGUUGAACUGGAAUCCUACUUCGCAACUGGUACCGAAAAAGUCCGGGGGAUUACCGACUUUCGAUCUCUCUUUUUUGCCCCCAAACACCGUCACGCGGUUGGUUUCGGUAUUGAAAUGAGAAGGUACAUGUUUUUGGACGGGAGUCCUCUUUUCAAUUCAGUUCAACCUCAGAUGAAAUGUUGUCUUUUGCGCUUUGUCUCGGCUUUUCCCCGUCGCUCCCUGUCGGGUUAUCUGUCGACGUCGUUACUUACUCCUGUUUUCUAUUAUUCUUUUUUUUUUUUGUUCGGUUGUUUUUUGAGCGGUCAGGGUGAGAUCAAAUAUUGUAUUCCAACUUGUAUUUUUACAGGGUGAAGGAUAAUGUUAGAUUUACUAGGGGGCUGAUUUUCAUUUUUUUUUUUUUGAUUUUUCUGAGGAUCUUACUCACUGAUAAAGGAACUUUUAACAAGAGAGGUAAUCACACCAUUAGUGAAAGAAAAAUGUUAGAUUCACUAGGGGUGUGAUUUUGGGGCUUCAAUUUUUUUUUUGAUCUCACUAUCUGAUGAGAUAUUUGUUGAUGUUGCAAUUCUGGCAAAGAUAAUCGAUUUUUAGGCCGGAAUAAUUUUUUUUUUUGGUGAUCUGGUUUUUGGAACUUUUAUCAUCUUGAAAUAUCUUGUAUUCAGACGCUUCAUUCAAUACAUUUUGAUAAUCUGAGAUUUGAGAAUAAUUUUUUUGGAUUAAUUUUUUUAUACCUUGAACCAAAAUUUUGAGCUUCGAAUUCGGAAAUUUUGAAUUUGUUGUUCAGUCUUUUCACAUCUGAUAGAAAAAAAGGUUUGAAUUUAAAAAAAAAAUUCAAAAAAGUUCACGAGAGAAUCGAUAAAUUCAUAAUUGUGAAGAGAGAUUGAGAGUUUUAAAAUUAAGAGUUUUCAUUUUCGUUUUAAGUUUUACAUUUAUUGAAGUUUCUAAAUAAGAACUAGUUUUAAAAAAUUUUGAAGAAACUCACCUAUUUCGAAAUAGUUUUUGUUAUGUUUCGAAAUCUUCAUUGGAAAAUUAGUACUUCUCUCUUUUUCCAUUAUUUCGCAACCAUGAAUACCAAAACUGAAGCGAUUUCGUCAUCAUAGCCCCAGGUUACUGUGUUAUUUAAAGCAUCCAACAAAGCAAAGCAAAAAAUAUUUGCCCAACGACAUUUUUCAAACAAUCCAAACAUGUCCGGCCCUCAUGGUAGAACGGCAAAUAUUUUGUCUUUUUCUCUUAAAUUAAUCUCUGGAGUUUUUUUUUUUCAUUUUAAUUGAUUUCAUUUUUUUUUCUUUUUUUUCGAAUUGGAGCGGAAAAUCUAGGGAAAAAUCUUGAAAUUCAAACUUGAAAUAUUGAAUAAAAAGGAACAGCUAUAAUAAAAAGCUAGUGAUUAUUAUUCUUGAAAAAAAGGAAAAAUUUAAAAAAAUUUGCAGAUAAAUAAGUAAGCAGGAUUUUAGCGAGUAAUUUAGGCAAAAAAAUAUAAUAAAUUACCAAGAAUCGGAAUCUCAUGGUCGCAUGUAGAAUGGCUCUAAGCAAAGCGGUUUUUUUUUCAAUGUGCGCCCGACUCAAAACGACUUGCUUUUUUUUUUAGGUUUGAGCUUCAAAAAAACUUGCUGAAUUGCUAUCUAGCUAUGGACUUAACCGCUACGCUUUGAGCCAUUUCAAAUGCGACCAGGAAGUUUCAAUCCAAGUAUGAAGAUAAGAAAUCAACCAUAAAACUAAAAAUGAUUCUAAAUGAAAUUUCAGCUACCAACAAACUGAAUUUAGAAGUUCGAACAUCUAUAAGAAGCUAAAAAAUAUGUUUUUCUUUUUUUUUCCAACUGAUAUCAUGAACUCUUGCUAGUUUCUGAGUAACUGUAAGUCAGCCAAAUACAAACAACGGCCGCCUAAUAGCAUUAAUUCGUGUCUCGGUUUCUAUCUAUAAUUUCUUCCAUACAAUAUUUGUUUGGUUUUUAUUUGCCCCCACCCUGUCGCUUAUAUAUAAGUAUACUUACAAGUCCUCCCUGCCCAAGUCGCUCGUCUUCUAUUUUCCAUUAAUUUCAUUCCAGAAUGCUUUUCCAAGUCGUUAUAUUCAUCGCUACCAUCGGUACCGUAUCCGCGUUGACCUGCACAUCUUGCGAAUAUCAGCCCCUCGAUCCACAGAGCACCCAGUGCAAUGACACGUGUGAUGGCGAUGUCUGCUUCAUCGGUGAGGAUUUCGGAAAAUCGGAGGCCUUAUUGGGAAUGGCUCAAAGCGUUCCGGCCUUCAAAGCCAUUCCCCCUGCGGCUUUCCGAAUAAGGCACAGUGAUUGAGCGUAUUUAUUUUAGUGGUGAACAAGUUCUUCAACUCGACGAUCAACGCUGGUUGUAUCAAUUUGAAAGACGGCGAUAAAUUCAAAGACAAGGCCGUUUGUCAAAGGUGAGAUUUUUCGUUUUAAAUAAGGAAAAAGUUCAAAUAUUUGAAGAAAAAUAUGCUUUUUCUGUGAAAAAAAUCACCAGAAUUUUUUUGAGUCCUGAAAGAAUAUCUUCUAACAGAAUCCUAUUAAAAAUAUUUUAAAGAUAAAAGCCUUGGAAAACCGGGUGAAACUUUUAAAUCACUAUUGAUCAAGCUGUUUACCCUCCAUUUUUUCGAAAUUUGAAACUUUAACCUGAAAAUGCUUUUAAAACUGAAUGAACGUGUUUUUCCACGGAGUCAGUAAUACGCCAGUGCGUGCCGUAGCCUCCGUAGCCUCGAUAGCUCAGUUGGGAGAGCGUUAGACUGAAGAUCUAAAGGUCACCAGUUCGAUCCUGGUUCGGGGCAUUUCUUUUUGCCGUUUUCAUUCCUGAAGUUCUUCGCAUUCAAGCUUCAUAAGAAAGCUUUUUCAUAGCAAUUUUCAAGAAAAAGAAACUUUUUUGUCAAUUUUAUGGUAGUUUUCAAUAUUGUAGAACGGACCAAGACAACCGAUGCGCCUGUGACAACGCAGAUCAGUGCAAUGAUCCGCAGGCCAAACUAUCCGAUUUCACUUUUGUCAAGACGGAAAUUCUGAAGGACUAUCAGAUGUUGCCGCAAGUUGAGCCUUCGAAUUCCUCAGGUGCCUUGAAAAUUAAGCAAUAAAUUGAAAAUUACCUGGUUUUUAGUACAAAAUAUUGCCUCCGGUGAAGGUCUCGCCUUGACAGCAGUUCCUUUGAAUGGUUAGAGAAAUCCUGAAUGUUUAUUUAUGAAUUCAAAAUUUUAGGAACUAUGGACGGCGACGACGAUGACCAUACUGUUGAAGUUCAUUCUUCCCUGGGAAUAAACAACUCGACGGAGCCGAAAAAUGAGCCCAAGUUUGUGCCUGCUAAAGUUUUUAAAGGCGCAUAGAUGUGAUUAAAAAAUUGUUAUGUCACGAAUUGUGCCUGAUCACAAACCACAAGUCUUUCUGUGACUUACCAAGUGUCAAAAACCCGUCUUAUAUGAUAUCUGGUGCCCUUUUGAACACAUUUUCAAGAGAAGUAUGUUUUUGCAAAUCUUUCGCGCUCCGCUUAAAAAUCUUAGGAUAGCUAGGCAAUUCGGUUGAAAAUAGUUCCACAAAAUUUUAUGUUGGAGUUGUGAAAUCGAGAAAUCUCUUCAUUUUCUGAGAUUUAAAAAUGGCUGUUUUUGCUGAUUUUUUUUUUUGAGAAAGUUGGGUUAAAAAGCAGUUUUUUUUCCUGUUUGAACCUGUAUUGCAGAACAUAGUUCGAAAUUUUUGUGUCUCGAAGAUUUGAAGCUUACAAGUCUGUUCCUUUUUGAAAUCUUAAGAAGGCUUUUUUGCUGAUUUUUUGCGCUCUGUUGAGAAAAUUAAGAGAUAAUGAAGCAGUUUAUUUUGUUUUAUUUUGUUUUUAUUGUAUAAUAGAAAAUAAUUGGAAAUUUUUUUAUCUGGGAGUUGUGAAACCGAAAAAUCUGUUCCCUUUUGAAUAUUCGAUAAGGCUAUUUUUUAAUGAUUUUUUGCGCUUUUUUAAGAAAAUCGGGGAUAGCUGAGCAUGUCACCGCUAUAGCUGAUUCACGGCUGGCUUGAGCCUUCGAAAUAUUGGUCCUGACACGAUAAUGCACGAGAUAGCGCCUGGCUCGUGGAGAACGCAGACAGGACACGCCCUCUUAGCGUCCCAAGCUGGCCGUGAAUCAGCUAUACUUAUUCACAUAUUGUUGAAAUAGUUCCAAAAAGUUUUAUGUGGGAGUUGUGAAACCGAAAGAUCUGUUUAUUUUCGAACUUUUAAAAAAGCUAUUUUUACUGUUUUUGCGCUUUUUUGAGAAAUUUCAAAGAUAGAGAAGCUUUUUUUUUCAAAAUUUUCAAGCAUGUUAUUCAGGAAAAACGAGACCGAAGACAUGGUGAUGACGAAGACGGUAGGAUUGAAGGUUGGAAACAAUCAAACGGAAGAGGAUGGUCAAGACGAUUUGGAUUCUGAUAACAAGAAUGCGACUAUUGGCUCAAAUGAUAAUUCGAAGAUUGGGUGAGCAUUUUCAGAAGUUUAGACUCAAGUCGUUUUACAAAUUUCUUGGAAAAGGUUUAAAUCCAGAAAAAAAUUAGAAAAUCUUCAAUUUAUAUCCCAAAUAUUAGCUUCAAGUUGAACUGUAGAACUUGACCUUGACUGCAAUUUAAAAAAACUUUUCAGAAAAAGAAAUUCUUGAAAUUAACUUGAAGUAGAAAAAAAAAUUACCUGAACAGCAAUCCAACAAGAAGUCGUUAGAAAAUUGAAUUCUAGUAGGGGAUCUUUGGACUAACUUUGAAUAAAAAGAAAAAAGUAAGGAUUUUCGAUUUGAAGCGCUUUAAAAUCACGAUUCUUCCUUUUUUUAAAUUUUUAACCCUUACUCGGUGUAAGAGUUCCCAAAAUUUGACUUUGAGGGUCUCAUUCAAGGCCCUGAGAACAUUAAUAGAGACUCGAAGCCGUUGUCUUCAGACCAAGACUCUCUGAAUCUCUGCCUCCGACCCGUAGCGGCUUGCGCGACUAUCUAUAGGCUUCUAUUGAGCGCUAGAAAGUCAGUGGUUCAACAAAAUCAUGAGAUCUUUGUUCAUACCGAAGUAUUUGGCUUUGGUAUCAAAUGAGGAACAUUGCAGUAAUUUUAUUUUACCUAUGACUUCCUAGCGCCCCGUGACAGCCUAUGCAUAGUCGCGCAAGUCGCUACGAGUCGAGGACAGUGAUUAAGGGAGUCUCGGUCUGAAGGGGGCGGCUUCGAAAACCUAUUGAUGUUCUCAGGGCCUUGAAUAAGACCCUCAAAGGCAAAUUUUGAGAACUCUUACACUGAGUAAGAGUUACAAAAUUAAAAAAAGAGAGAAAUUCGGCACUCCAAGAGACAGUUUAAAAACCGGAAAUCUUCUUUUAUGGCUAUCGUUUAAAAAAAUUAUGAAAAUAGUCCACUGAGCAAUUUUUCAUUCUAUUUCGAAACUUCCUAUUUUGAGGUUACUCAACAAGAUAAAUUUUUCGUAGUUUUCGAGAUUUCCUGACCUUUAAUGAUAGGUGAAUUCUUUUUUUUUUUAAUUGAGUUAGUCUUUGAAGUUUUUUUAUUUCUUCAAACUCGAGUACCGAUUUUCGUGCGAUUUAUAACUAAACUGUUAGAAAUCGCAGUUGAAACCUUUAAAAAGUAUUAUUUUUCAUAUUUUUUUCUCAAAUGACUGUAAGCUUUCAGGUAAACAGAACAUAAAGAAAAAUUUUAUGAAUGACUUUUUUUGAAAAAUUGUCUUCCAAUAGUUAUUUUCAAACUCAAUGGCUCAACUGGUCUUUGAUAAUUUUUUUGGAAGUCUCUCUCAAAAAAAUCAACAUAGUCCUCUCCAGACCAUCGCGAGGCUGGGGCUCAGUUGAAAUGGCCAACGUGACGUCAUACCGAGGCCAACCGGCCGACGACUCCAAUUCGACGUCAUCACUGACCACGUCUUCAACCAAGACGAACACGACGAAAACCGAGAAGGACCCGAAUUCAGGCUUCCGGUCUUCGGUUUCGUUGGCCUCCUUGUUUACCCUCCUCCUAGUGUUCGUCGCCCUAUAA